This is a messenger RNA of Knipowitschia caucasica, 222 nucleotides long. The record is from the annotation of a GenBank genome assembly. Lineage: Eukaryota; Metazoa; Chordata; Actinopteri; Gobiiformes; Gobiidae.
AUGCAUCACUGCAGGGUAGGAGCUGAUGGAUGGAUGGACUGCCACGGGACGUCCCACAUGAGGCACCAGCAGCGAGUGGGAGCAGAACAAGGGAAGCCCCGGUGGAGCCGUGGGACCGCGGAGGAGGUGGCUGCAGCCGAGGACACGCAGUGGAGUAGGAGGGAACAAAAAGGGAGGCAGAAGUACGGUGUAAAUGUUUUGGAAAUUGUGGACUUAUAUUAG